AAUCUGCCAUACUACCACACGGCAGAAGCUCCUAGAGACACCUUUUCCAAACGCCCAAUACCUUUCCAGCACCUUCUAGUACUCUCUCUCUCUCUCUCUCUCUCUCUCUCUCUCUCUCUCUGUGCCUCUCAUAUCUUAUAUAACAAACACAGAGACUUGGGUCUCCUCCAUUACAAAACGACGAACACGUAGAGUGCAGAAAACACAAAUGAAGCCCAUCGACGCCAAGAAAGACACGGUGACGAUCCGAGCGGUGAGCCACGACGAGGAGGGUCGAAAGAGAGAGGAGAAGACGGAGCUCCACACCCACAACGUCGACACAAUCAAGUACAUCGAGAAGAAGCUCGUCGACAAAGGCGUGCAGCGCCUCGAGCGCCACCCGAGAGACGGGACUGGGAUCGGGCAGCCGCAGCCGAAGUCCGGCCACGGGGGCAAGUACACUUGGGAGGGGCCUGAUGACGUGGCGGAGAAUGAGAUGGACCCGGUCCCACCGGCUAUUGAUGAGGGGGACCCGAACUACGUGGACGAGGUGGCGGAGGAGAGGAUUGUGAAGGGGGAGGAUGCUGACGUGGCGGGGUUGGUGGUGGGGAAGGUUGAGGUGGCUAAGGCUGCUGAGAACAGGGAGGGCGUUGCUAGGGUUGAGGUGGUUCCUCCUCACAACCACCUCGAAACUUAGUUGAUUUCUAACUCCCACCAGAAGUGAUGUGGUUUUGUUGACAAAAAAAGAAAAAUCAUGUAUGCUGUGUUUAAAUUUGUUGUCUAAAUUUAUGUAACUUUGAUUUUGUGCAUCUUUUUUGUACCGAUGACAUGAAAUGUUUUGAUAUAAGUUUGUUAACCACUUCCUCAAAAA
This is a messenger RNA of Prunus persica (peach), 850 nucleotides long. RefSeq lists its product as uncharacterized. The record is from RefSeq and is a predicted model, not a curated record. Lineage: Eukaryota; Viridiplantae; Streptophyta; Magnoliopsida; Rosales; Rosaceae. The transcript has a single exon. Bases 209 to 676 code for a protein of 155 amino acids.